AUGGGCGUUUACGUCUUUUUCUGUACCAUCACUCACCACUCUUCACUUUCUGCUUCUGUGCCUGCAGAAAAGGGAAAAGCCUAUGAUAAUGGGUGCGACUAUUCCAUUGGCAAAUGGGUUCGUGACAAUAGAGCUCCUUUGUAUAAUGGAACAACAUGUAAGAUCACGAAAAGUCAAAAUUGCAUCGUUAAUGGAAGACCGGACUCAAACUACCUUCAUUGGAGAUGGAAACCAAGUGAGUGUCAUCUUUCAAAUUUUGAACCAAACACAUUUCUUAAACUCAUCAACAACAUGCAUAUAGCUUUUGUUGGAGACUCUUUAUCUAGGAACCAAAUUGAGUCCCUUAUAUGCUUAUUAUCCACUGCUUCAAAACCUAAACGUGUCCGCCAUCUAGGCUCUAGAAAGUGGUACUUUCCUUCUCACAAUGCAAACUUGUCUUUUUAUUGGUCGCCUUUUCUUGUGAGGGGUGUUCAAAGAAAAAACAGAGGGCCAAUUUAUAAUACAAUGUAUUUGGAUCAUGUCAAUGAGAGGUGGGCUAGAGAUAUAGAUCAAAUGGACUUGAUUGUGUUAUCAUUUGGUCAUUGGUUUAUGGUUCCUUCAAUUUACUAUGAGGGUGAGUCUAUUAUAGGUUGUUUUAAAUGUCAUGAUCUUAAAUUUAACUAUACCGAUAUUGGAAUUUAUGUUGCGAUGAGAAAGGCUUUAAGGACUACUCUUAAUAGUAUAAUUGAAAGGAAAGUUGUUAAAGGGAAUGGAAAUUAUGUGAUUGUGAGAACAUUUUCACCAUCUCAUUUUGAAGGUGGUUGGGAUAAGGGAGGAACUUGUUCAAAGAGUGAGCCAUAUGAAAAUGGGGAGAAGAAACUUGAAGAAAUGGAUGCUGAGAUAAGAAGUAUUGAGAUAGAGGAAGUGAAAAAUGCUAAGUCAAAAGCUGAACAAUUGGGAUUUAAUUUGGAGGUGCUUGAUAUAACAAAAUUGGCAUUGUUGAGACCAGAUGGUCAUGCAGGAGCCUACAUGAAUCCUUUUCCAUUUGCUAAUGGAAUUCCAAAGUAUGUACAAAAUGAUUGUGUUCAUUGGUGUUUGCCAGGACCUAUAGACACUUGGAAUGAGAUUUUUUUGGAGAUCAUGAAGAAGGGGAAGAACCACCCACAUAAGUGA
This is a messenger RNA of Medicago truncatula (barrel medic), 1152 nucleotides long. Its product is annotated as protein ALTERED XYLOGLUCAN 4. Gene Ontology annotation, molecular function: O-acetyltransferase activity. Gene Ontology annotation, cellular component: Golgi apparatus. Bases 1 to 1152 code for a protein of 383 amino acids. Lineage: Eukaryota; Viridiplantae; Streptophyta; Magnoliopsida; Fabales; Fabaceae. The transcript is spliced from 3 exons. The record is from RefSeq and is a predicted model, not a curated record.